UGUACUACAUCUACAAUAGAAGUGUAGUUGAUAAUAAUGAAAAAUAUGGUUCUGUUGACUUUGUGCUACGUGGGAAGAACCGGGCUCUGAAAACACAAAAACAAGCUUGUUACAAAAAUGACGACCACGAAUUAUUUGGAUUUGGACAUCAACAAAUUAUUCGAGGACUUCACGAUCAAGGAAAUUGAAGGAAUCCAAAAGAAAAUUCAAAACGAAAGUGACAGAAAGAAAAUUGAGCUACGAACUCUUGUUGGGGAAAGGUACCGUGAUUUAAUAUUGGCAGCUGAUACAAUUGGGAAAAUGAAGAUAACUUCUGAACGUGUCAUUUCAAGAAUUGUUAGUAUUGAAGAUAAAUUCAGAGAACUGCAGAAGAAGUAUCUAAUUGGUUUUAAAAUUGAUCCGACUAAGAAUCAGAAUGAUAGAUCUAUAGAAGGAAUUCAGAGUUCAAUUGUUAUUCAAAUAAAAAUAUUAAUGGACAUUCCUCAGCAUAUUUGGUCCAAUAUUGAAAACAAGAAUUUAUUUUUUGCCACACAGCUGUAUUUAGUAGCCCAACAUAUAAAUUAUAGUUUAUUGUUUGAAGUAGGAGGUGCUGACUUGUCAAACAAGUAUCCAAUUGUUUCCAAACAAUGGGAUGUUAUUAGUCAGUUUAAAAAUAUUAUAACUACCGAAUGCAAUCAUAUAUUGCAGUCAUUGGAAGUGCAACCAGAGAGUACAGCAAAUUGUUUAGCUGCACUUGUGCUAAUAAAUGGAACUUCAUUCUCAGACUUAUUAGGCAUGUUGAUAUCCAUGCGAAGUCAUGCUAUUAAAUCCAUUAUCACAGAUGAAAAUGACAGCAGUGUUAAGAAUAAAAUCAAAUUAUGCAUUAAAAUAUUAAUUCAAACAGUUAACCUGAUGUAUUCAUGUUUCAUAAACACAGAGAACAAGUCUGGUGGUCUUGUUCUGCAGUACAUAGCAAAGAUUCAGGAUCAGGAAGCAUAUUCUUUGCUUUCUCAGUUGGAUGUGAAUGAAGAAUUGCUGAAAGAAUUUCUACCGUCUGUAACAAAACAGCAUAAACCAUUCCUCCAGGACAAUGCCGGCAACUUUGUUAUACCUAACUUGCAAAAGAGUGUUAAGUCCUGGUUAGAAUGGGUUGUUGAUUUUUGUAAUCGAGAGGUCACAAAGUUAUUGGACUUAAUAGUAUCCAUAAAAGGUUUAUAUUACGUUCGUGAAGAAGCAGUUUGCAUUAAUCUUCCCGAUAAUUGGAAUUCUAUUUGGGAAGAAUUGUCUUUGCCUAGGAUCACGUUUUGGGUGGAAUUCUUUCAACCUAUCAUAUCUCGAAGAGCAAAAAAUAUUAUAAAUGACAAGUGGAUGGAAACGAUAACUAAAUUGAAAGCCGACGUGGUGGAGUUACUCAAUAAAGCAAUGAACGAUAAAUUUGAAUAUCCGGAACAUGAUUUGCGAUGGUUCGUUUGGAAGGAUUCUCCCAAUGAUAUUCCUCAAAAGCUUAACAAAAAUGGUGGACUCGAUGGCAGGAGGUCCUUAUUAAUGAAAACCAAGGGAUAUUCGCCCAAUGUUCUCAAAUUAUGCGACAACUUUGAUGCAGGCUUGCAAGCUCUGCUUCAUGAUCUCGAACAAUAUCUAUACGAGACCGAACGCGUAAUGUCUAUCAAAGAUAAUCUAUUGUCUACGAAUAUAUCCUUAAUUUCCGACACAUUCUCCGAUCGCUCAGAAAUCCAGGAACAUCUGCAAAUGAUCAGUUCCACUAUGAUAGAAGACUUCAUCAAUUUUGUGAAAACCGCAUGCGUUAAUGAUAAGCCCGAACAUGGUCAGCGCGAUAUAAACGCUGUUGUAAUGGCCAGAUUACUUUCGGCAUUGACAACCCUCAGCUCGAACUUAAACAAAUGUUUUACGCUUUCGAAAGUGUCUGGACUGACUAUCACGAAUGCGAAAUGGCAGUCGAUUUGCGACAAACUGAAAGAAGACAGUACAUCUGUGUGGUCAUUUUGGGCCAGCGCGUAUAAAGCUAAAAUAAUUGAGCAUAGAGAAAGACACAUAUCCAAAGAACCACUGGAUGGUUAUCGAAUACACGUGGUGAUUUCAGAAUGGCAGAAAGUAACCAUUGAAGAAGAUUCUGGAGAGGGUAAAAGGAUAAAGUCGGAGAUUCUAGUCCCAUAUCAGCCAUCUAUACAGCUACAAAAGUUCUUAACUGCAGUUAGCAAAGAUUUGAAUAAAAUAAUACCGCAUACUGUUCCAAAGAAGAUACUACACGAUAUUAUAGAAGAUAUUGCUAUGGAGUUGUUAAACUACUAUAUUGCUGCGUGUGAGAGUGCAAAUCUUUCGCAAAAACAAGCGCUCCAAGUGCUGUUUGAUAUUAAAUAUUGUACCCUGCUAAUGGUGCCACGAGAAAAUAAAGCUUUCUCUGAUUUAUCUACGAAAGCCUGCGACAAUGUACUGUCGAAAAUAGACCCAUUCGAUUACGAUGUCUUUAAUCCGUUUAUUCAUACUAACGUGAAGAGAAGCGUUCAAAGAUCUCUGAUAAUACUUGGAAAUCUAGUGCCCCAUUUAGAACAGCUUCAUUCGAUUUUGGGUGCACGAAACGAAUACAGUAAUACCGAGGGUGUGAAAUCAGAUUUGCCUACGGUGUUAGCACUAUGCAACGGUGCACCCUGGUUUCCAUCUUUGACAGUGACUGCACCAGCAAGGAGUUUGCCUUUGGUGCCUGUAACGAUACCAGAAAAAUUACAGCGAAAGAAGGUUACUGGUAAGGAAAACAUAAAAAAUGAUUCCACGGGAGCUACAAUAAAGUCUGGUGCGGCAGCGUUUUUCGGAGCAAUGGGCAGCGACUGGUUCAGCAGUAGUUAAUUUAUUUUGUUAAUUCGACCAAUUUGUCGAACGUUGUACAUAUUGUUAAUUGUAUAUAUACGUUAGUUAUAUAUUAUGUAAAUAUCAAGUCGUGAAAUAUUGCCUUUUUCAUUACUCUCAGUAUUGAAUAAAACGAUUUUAUACAAUCUUUA
Molecule: messenger RNA, 2993 nt
Organism: Megalopta genalis
Lineage: Eukaryota; Metazoa; Arthropoda; Insecta; Hymenoptera; Halictidae
Gene: Cog1
Product: conserved oligomeric Golgi complex subunit 1
Biological process (GO): intra-Golgi vesicle-mediated transport
Cellular component (GO): COG complex; Golgi apparatus
Source: RefSeq, a predicted model, not a curated record